AUGUGUCAGAGUAAUCUUCAAGUCUCCACCUCAUGUGGCCACCAGCAAAAAGUCCACCCCCUCCAGCAUUGCAAGUCCUAUUCUCACACGCGAAAUCGCUGUGACGGCACCGUCUCCGUUCUCCAUACAACCACAAUCAACGCCGCCCCCACCCUCUGCGUGCGCUGCGCCUCUCGCAUCGAAGCGAACAUAGUCCGAGAGCUGGACCAAAUUACCACGGAACUAGAAUCAAAUAUCGCAGAGAUCAACCACGGUUUGUGGGUCGAGAGAAAUCGUCCUUUUAUUUAUGUCGCGUCGAUAUUCGAGCGAGCGAGGCUGAGGGAGGCGUUGAAGGGGUUCCGGGAGGCGAUGGAGGAAGAGUUGGUGGAGUUGAGAGAAACGCAUGGUAUGGGUCGGUGGGAUCGAGUUGCUGACCUUCGGGGAUGA
Molecule: messenger RNA, 426 nt
Organism: Letharia columbiana
Lineage: Eukaryota; Fungi; Ascomycota; Lecanoromycetes; Lecanorales; Parmeliaceae
Exons: 1
Coding region: 1-426 (141 amino acids)
Source: RefSeq, a predicted model, not a curated record